UCGAGUUUCAAGCGAGUGCGUGAAGCCACAGUAUCAAACAGAGACCAGGGCAAGUCUUGUUCUCUUUUCUUCACCAAAAGAAACCAUCUUUCUUCGUACAUUCUCUCUCUCAAUCUGAAGGCAUUAUUUUCGGAUCACAACUCCUGUUGUUGAAUGACCCAUUUGGAAGUUCCCUUUGCGUUUGAUCCGAGAAUCUCAAUCCUAAGUACCCAUUAAAUUAUCUUCUCAUUAUCUAGUAAAUAGCCUGAAAGAAUGACGAGAAUUACACGUGACUUUGGUGAUACAAUGCAAAAGGGGGCUUUGCCUGCAGUUUCAGCUGACGUGGUGUUUGCUUCUUGUCGAUUUCCAAGUUACAAAAUCGGAGCUAACAAUCAGAUCAUUGAGACGAAGGAUGACCCGAAAGUGAUAUCCAUGAAGGAGGUUGUUGCACGUGAGACCGCACAGCUUUUGGAACAGCAGAAGCGUCUAUCUGUUCGUGAUCUUGCCAGUAAAUUUGAAAAGGGUUUGGCUGCUGCUGCUAAGUUGUCUGAAGAGGCUAGACUUAGAGAAGCAGCAUCAUUGGAAAAACAUGUUCUUUUGAAAAAGCUUAGAGAUGCACUUGAAUCCUUAAAAGGACAUGUGGCAGGCAGAAACAAGGAUGAUAUAGUGGAAGCUAUUGCCAUGGUUGAAGCUCUAGCAGUUCAGUUGACUCAAAGGGAAGGGGAAUUAAUUCAAGAGAAGUCAGAGGUGAAGAAACUGGCAAGUUUUCUUAAGCAGGCUUCUGAAGAGGCCAAGAAACUUGUAGAUGAGGAAAGGGCUUUUGCUCGUGCUGAAAUAGAGAAUGCAAGAGCAGCAGUUCAGAAGGUGGAGGAGGCCCUGCAGGAACAUGAGAGAAUAUCUCGAGCCACAGGGAAGCAGGACCUAGAACAAUUGAUGAAGGAGGUUCAAGAGGCUCGAAGAAUCAAAAUGCUGCAUCAGCCAAGCAAGGUUAUGGAUAUGGAGCAUGAGCUUCUAGCAUUGAGGGCUCAACUUGCAGAGAAGUCUAGACAUUAUAUUCGUCUUCAAAGAGAGCUAGGAAGGAUAAAGAGGGGUGGGGAAAAUGAUCCCCAUUUGUAUGAACUAGAAGGGACUGAAGUGUUAGGUUCAUAUUUAGAAAUUCAACCCUGCUCCGAUAAUGCCCCUGGUCUUUCAAAAUGUUCAAUUCAGUGGUAUCGUGUAUCAUCUGAGUGUGCUAAAAGGGAACUUAUUUCAGGAGCUACAAAAUCAGUCUAUGCCCCUGAACCUUUUGAUGUUGGACAUAUAUUACAAGUUGAUAUUAUUUCAGGAGGCCUGAACAUCACAUUGUCAACCACUGGUCCAAUUGAUCCAGCUGCUGGUUUGGGAACUUAUGUAGAAGCGCUUGUGCGUAAACAUGAUACUGAAUUCAGUGUGGUUGUAACUCAUGUGAAUGAUUCACUUCAUUCUAGUGAAUCCAUUCAUGUUCUUCAUGUUGGGAAAAUGAGGAUGAAGCUAUGUAAAGGAAAGGCAACGAUUGCUAAAGAAUACUAUGCAAGUUCCAUGCAGCUAUGUGGUGUUAGAGGAGGUGGGAAUGCUGCAGCCCAGGCAAUAUUUUGGCAAGCAAAACAGGGGCAAUCUUUCGUAUUAGCAUUUGAAACAGAGCGUGACAGGAAUGCAGCCCUCAUGCUUGCCAGGAGGUUUGCAUUUGACUGCAAUAUCACUCUUUCUGGGCCGAAUGAUAGAUCUAGACUGGACGAUCAAUUGCCUUCGUGGUCAUGAUGAACCUCAGAAUCUUUUUUUUUUUUUUUUUUUCCUUUGCCUCAGCUGUAAUUACUUGAGUUUUCCUAGCUUGUAUUAUAUGAGUGUGUAUCAGCAAAACAUGGCUUUUUAUUGUGGAACAUUAUUCAUGCCUAGCUUCUUGGACAGAAUCUCUCUCUGUCAUUAUUCUCCUUCACCAAACACAAAGGUUUUUUUUUUUUCAAGGUUUGCCUUUGUGAGUGGUGGUUGACAAAUCUGCAGGGCUUGUAUUGUAAAAUUUAUGGAAUCCCAAUGUUUGGUGCUUGAGAUGCUAUAGUUUACUGUAUUUUUUUAUAUUGA
Messenger RNA from Prosopis cineraria, 2073 nucleotides. Its product is annotated as stomatal closure-related actin-binding protein 1-like. Gene Ontology annotation, molecular function: actin binding. Bases 253 to 1755 code for a protein of 500 amino acids. Gene Ontology annotation, biological process: actin filament organization; regulation of stomatal movement. The transcript is spliced from 13 exons. Lineage: Eukaryota; Viridiplantae; Streptophyta; Magnoliopsida; Fabales; Fabaceae. The record is from RefSeq and is a predicted model, not a curated record.